AUAUGUAAACACUGAACAGCUGAUCGGUCGCCUUGUGGCUGCGGCAGCGGUCUCCCCCACACACAUUUCAUGGCUACUUCCACGCUUAUUUUAACCUCUACAUUCUUUCCUACGGUCUUCAUGAAGGCUUAAAGCCUCGUUACCUGCUGUGAUUCUCCUCCCUUAGUGUCCUUACCUGUGGCAGUGAUGAGGUGAGGCAGCUCCGUCCUCGUCUCUGCAUCCCAGCCAUGUCCAGCGGCGGGCAGAAUUUCGCUCGGGCACAGCUGGAAAAGUAUGGAUGGAGUCAAGGUAAAGGUUUGGGGCGGGAGGAGGGAGGCAUCACAGAGGCCCUCAAGCCCAAGCUGAAGUUCAACAGUACUGGCCUUGGGUACGAUAUCGGUGAGCAGUUCAAGUUUCACUGGUGGGACCAUGUCUUCAACAAGGCAGCCGACAACCUUAGCGUCAAGAAGGAUCAGGAUGGCUCAGUGCAGCUUGAGCAGACAGAGAGCCUGGAAGUGAGCACCAAAAGACCUUCGCUCAGCAACAGCAAGUCCAAGUUCUAUGGAGGCUUUGUAAAGGGAGGAACACUGGUGGGAGAGGGUGAGAGAGCCGAGACUGACACCAGUGAUGAAGAGGCUGAAAGGGACAGGUCUCUAAAACUCUCUGAUGAGGAGCUAUUCAAGAUUUGUAAAGGUCGUACUGCUCACAAGGGUGCUCGCCAUGGGCUGAAUAUGACGGCCAAGUUGGCACGUGUGAGGGAACAGGAGCUGCUGUUACUGCAGGAGUGGGGCGGGACAGAACAGGGGCAGAACGACUCAGACAAGUCACAGUCCAAGAAAAAAAAGGCCAAGAAGAACAAACAUGUGGAUGUGGUUGCAGAAAUAUGUGUUGAAACAGAACAGAAGAAUGCUGCUAAACCUAAGAAAAAGAAGAAAAGUAAGAAAGAUGGUGUCUCCGACCAGAGUGAGGGAAGAAUGAACACUUUGUUAGUGGAGCAUGAGGGAGUCCAGGUUCAUGAAGCAGUUAAUCCUCUUAAGAAAAAAAAGAAACGUGAUAAAACAAAGGUGAUGUCUGAGUGUGAACCAGAAUUGCACACAAUACAAAAGAAAAAGAAAAAGAAAAAAAAAGUAUGAUUGACAAAAAAUAAAAUAAAGAAACAUCAA
Molecule: messenger RNA, 1142 nt
Organism: Eriocheir sinensis (Chinese mitten crab)
Lineage: Eukaryota; Metazoa; Arthropoda; Malacostraca; Decapoda; Varunidae
Product: G patch domain-containing protein 4-like
Exons: 6
Coding region: 228-1112 (294 amino acids)
Biological process (GO): regulation of ribosome biogenesis
Cellular component (GO): nucleolus
Molecular function (GO): nucleic acid binding
Source: RefSeq, a predicted model, not a curated record